CCUCUUUCUCCAUCCCUCCUGUCGACCUGCUUCUAAUGUCCAGAAUUGAAUUGUAGCAAGAAAGAAUUACGAAGAAAGAUUCGAGUCGUGAGAGAAGAAGGAGACUGUAAAAAUGGUCGGGAAAGGUUUUGAUCCGGAGCUGCGUCUCAGCCUUGGCAGCAGCAGCCAAGAUUGGUCUUCUGCUGAAUCCAGCAGGACUGAUGGAUCGUCGGCAAACUCGGAACAAAACCAGCAGCGGCAUCAGCAGCAGCAGCAGCAGCAGAUUACCAUCUUUUACAAUGGUCAGCUUUGUGUCUCCGACGUCACAGAGUUUCAGGCAAGAGCCAUAAUAUCUAUGGCCAAGCAAGAGAUGGAUGACAGGAUGAACAAGCACCAUCACCAGCACCAGCAGCACCAAUUUCAACAAAAGCAUCACAACAAGUCGACUCCACCUCAACCUCCGGCAUCCUCUUCUCAGGCCAUGCCGGAGGUUCUUAACCAAGGGCUCUCGAUGAAAAAAUCGUUGCAACGGUUUCUUCAGAAAAGGAAGACAAGAAUAAAUGCUCUCUCUCCUUACAACAACAAACAUGGGCUAUUACUUUUUCCGACAUCGUAGAUUGUAUGCUUUAGCCCUUUUUUUGUAAUUUCUCUCCUCCUAGGAAAAGUUCUAUGUGAUUGAUUUUGGUUUCAUGUAUCUAAAUAUUCUUGAGUGAGAAACAGUAUACUUCUUUUAUAACAUUUCAUGAAGGUUAUUUUCAUCAUUU
This is a messenger RNA of Phoenix dactylifera (date palm), 743 nucleotides long. Its product is annotated as protein TIFY 5A-like. The record is from RefSeq and is a predicted model, not a curated record. Gene Ontology annotation, biological process: response to wounding; regulation of jasmonic acid mediated signaling pathway; regulation of defense response. Gene Ontology annotation, cellular component: nucleus. Lineage: Eukaryota; Viridiplantae; Streptophyta; Magnoliopsida; Arecales; Arecaceae.